Cricetulus griseus (Chinese hamster) is the source of this 532-nucleotide messenger RNA. Lineage: Eukaryota; Metazoa; Chordata; Mammalia; Rodentia; Cricetidae. The record is from RefSeq and is a predicted model, not a curated record.
CUUCCGGGGAUGCAGCCCUCUCUGUCUUCCGGGUAGCGCGAGCUGCGGGGCUGGGGUUCCGGACCUUGGGGCGCCCGCGCUUUUGGGUCGUGGUGACCCAUCGCCCACUGCGGACUUGGCUUUCUGUGUCCCUCGCGGGGCUCCACCGGCUCCCAAUGCCGGGCCUUGGGCCCUGGGCAGUGUAAUGCUGCCCGAGUGCGUCCCGGAACACCGCUUGGGCCACGCGCGAGGCCGGCUAGGGCUGAAUCGCUGCUGUCCUCCCGCCCUCUCCCAGGUGACCCCGAGGUAGCAUUUCCCGGGAGCAGCAGCCCUUUCUGAGGGGAUGGGCGCAGCCAGGCCAGAUGGACGAGAAGACCAAGAAAGCAGAGGAGAUGGCCCUGAGCCUCGCCCGGGCAGUGGCCGGCGGAGAUGAACAGGCUGCUAUGAAGUAUGCCACCUGGCUGGCAGAGCAGAGGGUGCCCCUCAGGGUGCAAGUAAAACCUGAGGUCUUCCCAACACAGGACAUCAGGUAAGUGUGACUCACAUUAAAGGG